Molecule: messenger RNA, 954 nt
Organism: Colletotrichum higginsianum IMI 349063
Lineage: Eukaryota; Fungi; Ascomycota; Sordariomycetes; Glomerellales; Glomerellaceae
Product: tRNA (Uracil-5-)-methyltransferase TRM9
Exons: 1
Coding region: 1-954 (317 amino acids)
Biological process (GO): tRNA wobble uridine modification
Cellular component (GO): cytoplasm; nucleus
Molecular function (GO): tRNA binding; S-adenosylmethionine-dependent methyltransferase activity
Source: RefSeq, a predicted model, not a curated record
AUGACUGUCUCAUCCGGCCCCCAACACGGCGCCGGCCACCCGGCCGUGCCCGCCGCUGUAGACGAUACGACGACGGCGGACUUGACGAGUCCUCGACAACCAGCAAAGGAGGAGGAGGAGGAGGAGGAGGAAGACGCAGCCGCCUACGAGUCGCGCCAUGUCCAUACCGUCUACGAGGCCAUCGCCCCGCACUUCUCCUCCACCCGCUACAAGCCGUGGCCUCUCGUUGCCUCCUUCCUGCUCUCGCUGACCCCUGGCUCCGUCGGCCUUGACGCUGGCUGCGGCAACGGCAAGUACAUCGGCGUCAAUCCGGCCCUCUACAUCGUCGCCUCGGACCGGAGCGCCAACCUGGUUUCGCUGGCUCGCAGCUACCAGCCGCCGCACUUUGACGCCGAAGUUUCUGCCGCCGCCGCCGUCUCCAAGAAGAAGAACAAGAAGAGCAAGGGCGUCGCCGCGACAUCCGGGCCUGCGGCGGACGCGGCACAGACACCACCACUACCACCCCCGCCGCCUCCGGCCCGGGCUCCGAACAACCAGGUUUUGGUAGCCGACUCCCUGGCUCUGCCGUACCGGGCCUCGGCUUUCGAUUUUGCCAUUUCCAUCGCCGUCAUCCACCACAUGUCGACGCGCCAACGCCGCCGGGCCGCCGUCGCCGCCCUGCUCGACGCCGUCCGCCCCGGCACCGGAAAGGUCCUCGUGAUGGUCUGGGCGCUGGAGCAGGGCAGCAGCCGCCGCGGCUGGGACGCCGGCGCCGCGCAGGACCAGCUCGUGUCAUGGGUCACCAAGGGCAAGAAGGAGCAGGACCGGCCGGCCCAGGACGAGACAUUCCAGAGGUACUAUCAUCUCUACCGCGAGGGAGAGCUCGAGGAGGACGUGGUUGAGGUGGGAGGCAGGGUCCUCGAGCGUGGCUACGAGAGGGACAACUGGUGGGCCGUCUUUUGCCGGGACGCUUGA